AUGCCGCGACGCAAGCGCAGGCUCGCGUCCCGCAUUCGCGACUACGUGCGAGGCCUGCUCGCCUUCCUCUUCAGUAAUGUCGGCGUUAUCGUGCUCGUACUUGCCUAUACUAUUGCCGGUGCUUUCAUGUUCCAAGCUAUAGAAGGUGGGGGCGAGAUGGAGCGAGCUCAGAAUAUGACGAGGGCGAGAGACAACACCGCCCAGCACCUCUGGGAGAAUGUCACGCUAGCGCUCAAUUUGUUCAACGAGACUGAGUUGCGGGAAAGGAUAGGUAUGGAAAUAAAGAAAUAUCAAAAAAUUGUGGUGACUGCGGUCCAUGCAGGAUGGGACGGAACUCGGUCAUCACGCCAGUGGAGCUUCUCGUCAGCAUUUUUGUACUCGCUUACAGUCAUCACUACUAUAGAUAUUCUGAUAGUUUUGUCUCUCUCUUUCUCUACAUCAGGUUAUGGUCAUCUGUUUCCACGCACAAACUGGGGCAAGGUGAUCACAAUAUUCUACGCGCUGCUCGGCAUGCCGCUCUUCCUUCUGUACCUCACUAAUGUUGGUGAGCUGUUGGCCCGUUGGUUCAAGUGUAUCUACGCGCUGAUCUGCCUCUGCAGAGGAUGUCCAGGAUUUACAAGGAGAAGAGUUGCUAGAUUACGGCCGCAGUACGACUUAAGUGAAGCUGAGAGUAUAGAAAGGCCACCGGCGUGGCGAUCGCGGCACUCCGAGUCUGAAGGUACGCCGGAACUUGAAGGAAGAUAUCCACGAGAAUUACCCAGAAGACCAGAAUACAUUCGCAGCAUAUCAAUGCCUCAACCUUACGACCCUCGGUACCGGCCACCAGACCCGAGACAGCGAGGAUGGUCAGAGCCGGUGGCGCAUCAGCCAGGGAGCCCAGCAUCAUCAGACUUUAGCUACGUAACAUUCGAUGCUCAGUCCAUUACGGUCCCCAUCAGUGUUUGCGUGGCUAUCAUGGUUGGAUAUCUAUUGUCUGGCUCUUUGAUCUUCGGCAUGUGGGAAAAAUGGGAUCUACUCGAUGGAGCGUAUUUUUGCUUCAUAUCGCUCAGCAGUAUCGGUUUCGGAGACUUCGUACCGGGCGAGCGAGUAUACACUCCACGCAUCGAGACUUCGUUCAUUGUCUGCUCUUUGUAUCUGAUGCUUGGGAUGGCGCUAGUCGCUAUGUGCUUUAAUUUGAUGCAGGAGCAGGUACUGCACUACAUCGCGAGUUUCAAGCGAGCGUUCAAGCGACUGAGCCGCUGCAAGAGAUGA
Molecule: messenger RNA, 1251 nt
Organism: Arctia plantaginis
Lineage: Eukaryota; Metazoa; Arthropoda; Insecta; Lepidoptera; Erebidae
Source: the annotation of a GenBank genome assembly